Molecule: messenger RNA, 4986 nt
Organism: Aspergillus lentulus
Lineage: Eukaryota; Fungi; Ascomycota; Eurotiomycetes; Eurotiales; Aspergillaceae
Product: tetratricopeptide repeat protein
Biological process (GO): protein O-linked glycosylation
Molecular function (GO): protein binding; glycosyltransferase activity
Source: RefSeq, a predicted model, not a curated record
AUGUUGCCCUCGGUGGCAUCUUUCCCGUCGGUACAACCGCAUCACCACUUCCCACCCUUCUACACCGCCGACACCGCUACUCCACCUUACGACUCUAAUUCCACGUCCUUUGCUCCGUCACUUCCUCGCGGUGAUAUCAAUAGGGAUCACUCCCAGUUGCUCUCGCGGACCCGAUUACAGUACCCGCAUCCUGUUCAACGUUUUGGACUUCAUGAUACCGCCAGUCCGCAACCCAGUCCCAAACAUGCCGCUGAACAUGCGCUUAGGAGGAAGACACCGAAUGGAACCUUAGCAGCGGGCUACGAUGGAACCCCCGGAGAUACUACGAUUCAGCCGCCGGCUACGAAACACAUACUAGUCUCACCUCUGGAUUCUGGUCACCUUGUCCCUCCUCAGGCGGGGUUUCUUUCGGACAACUGGCAACAAGUGUCGCUCGACCAGUCCUCAGCAGCUAAACACAUGGUUUUCCCUCCUAUUUUCAAAAACGAUGCGAGCCGGGGCAAUGUAGGACCGGGAGACAUGGUAACGGAUGUCAAUGGAACGGGCUGGGUUCGCUCUCUGAAUUAUGUGCCUGGGGCUGACUCAAUGCUCAAUCAAUCGCUACCCAUGCAAUCAGCGCAGCAGAGAUUCUACGUGCAGAAUGGGGCUUAUGUGCCUACUGUCUUGCCAGCAACGCUCCAGCCUUGUCUCGGCCCGACAGCGUCGGCGGGUAGCGGCCCGUAUGGCCCCUACUGGCCUGACGGUGUCUACAUUCCAUACCGUCCAGCGGCAUUUCGAGAUACGCGCUUCAACCAUUUGAACCAGACCGGCCUCCCCUUUUUCGAUGCCGCAGAGCAGUCAUUCAAUAACGCAAAUACGGCCCUCCCAGGCAGCAAUGGUGAGGCGGGCGGUUGGAACACCGCACCUCCAGGGAUUCUCAGCCACGGUACCGCAGUGAAAGGCAACUUCCCUCCCCGUCAUUCCGAACAGAAAUCUCUGGAUUCUUCUCUGAACCACCGCGUUCUCCCGUUGCACAUCCGUACUAAUCCUAGCACUGGGUUUUCAACAAAUCAGCAAGGCGGAGAAUCCUUCUCCUUGCUGCCUGGGUCCAACGGGCCGGGGUUGCCCAGCUCUUUCACAACUGCUCACUCACGCGCUGCAAAUGUUGAAUUUAAGGAGAAGAUACUAUCGUGGGCGCAUGGUGUAUAUGUUGAUCUCCUCGCGUCCAUCCAUCAAGCUCGUCGAAACAGCAUCUCCCAGGCCGGCAGCGGCGGGCAGCCCCUGCGCUUGAAACCAAGCAUAUAUCCCAAACCUCCACGACAGCCAGGCUUGGAUUUUUCUCAGUCGAAUAGUCCUGAAAUCCAUCGCCAUAAUAGCUACCCCUCAAGCCAAUAUGAUGGGCGCCAUCAGAAGACUAAUAUUCUUGGGUAUUCAAGGCCAGUGGACACCACGGCUACUUUCCAGCAUAAUCGCCGUCCUUCUAUGAGCCACUUUCAACAGUACGCAACGUCAGAUUCACAAAUGCUGGACAGAUUGCGGCAUACUGGCAGAGUUGCAGUUCCAGGACCGGCUCCCCGUUUCUCCUUUUCUGCAACAGGGGAGAAAUCGACCACAGCAAAUGCCAUGUCCGCCCUCGAAAUGCUCUCGCAUCUCUGCAUGGAGAGUGGUUGGGAGUGGAUUGAUGGGAUGCUGCUUGGCGGCUGUCUUGCCUAUGGACUUGGCGACUAUCACAAAGCUAUGAGGUGGUAUUCCAGGAUUAUCGCGAGGGACGCAACGCAUGUGGAGGCGAUAUCAAAUCUCGCAGCAACGCUGCUUGCGCUUGAUCGUCGGGAGGAGGCGCUACAACAUUGGCUUCGUGCUGUGAAGCUCCGUCCCAGUUUCUUCGAGGCUGUGGAGCAUCUCAUCGGUCUCCUUUGUAGCAGCCAUCGUGGUAAAGAAGCAGUGAACAUCAUCGAUUAUGUGCAGAAUUCCCUACGCUUCCCCAAGAAUGGCGAUUGUUUUACCACGGAUGAACAUGCGAGCGAAACGGAGAGUGAUGCGGAUAGCGGCGCUUCAAGUGUUGGAUCUUAUGAGAAGGCAUCGUUCGACUACGACGAUGACUUCGGCCGCUCGCUGAUCGGUGACCGGAAGCCAUCUGAAGCUAGCGCAGUUGGCUUUGGCUCCAGCGGCUACGCUAUACCAGGUUGUGACAAUGGCAGAAUGCUUGCACUCGUUCAUGCGAAGGGCAACAUGCUCUACGCAUUGGGCGAUAAUGCUGGUGCCGCGGCGGCCUUUGAGGAUGCUGUCUUGAUUGCGGCAGGGAGACGACGCCAUGGCAUUCAAAGUCUGAUUAAACAGAUAUAUACCGCCUUCUCCCAGGGUUCUCAUCAGGCUUACUCGCCCUUGAACUCUCACGAGAGCCAGGAGACCAUUCUUCUUUAUCCUGAUAAGGCCUUACAGACUUCGAAGCUAGUCUUUGCACCUUGCGGAACUCCCCCCGGGAUCAAGUCUGUGGCCGAAGGCCUCGCAAGAAAAGCGGCCUUGUCGACCACGAGCAACUCACUGCUUUCCUUGGCAAAGAUCUAUCAGGACGGCAUGUCCAAUAUUUCCGGUUCGGGCAUUCCUAAGAAAUCUCCUGGAGUUCGAGACAUCUUGGCACUCUAUUACCUCUCCCUGUCCCUCCAACCGAGUCCCUCGACUGCCAACAACGUUGGAAUCUUGCUUGCUGGAAUCCAGAACAAUGCCGCCGGCAAGGGCCUCCCUCGUUCUAGCGGGGAAGCACAACACCCUGAGGUUCCUGGAGUGGUCCCCGGAAGUGGGAUUUCAUUAGCACUAGCGUAUUACAAUUACGGAUUGCAUCUCGAUUCGCGGCACGCGCAUCUUUAUACCAAUCUGGGUAGCCUGCUUAAAGACAUCGGGCAGCUCCAGGCCGCCAUCCGGAUGUACGAGCAAGCGGUUCACUGUGAUGGUAACUUUGAUAUUGCCUUGGCCAAUCUGGCAAAUGCCGUCAAAGAUGCAGGUCGAGUCAACGAUGCGAUUGCCUACUACAAGCGUGCCGUCAAAGUGAACCCUGAAUUCGCGGAAGCAGUAUGCGGACUGGCAAAUGCCUUGAACUCCGUCUGCAACUGGGUCGGACGUGGAGGCAUUGCCAAUGGGUAUGGUUUCCGCGACCGAUGGCAUGUCACUGAGCAAGGAAUGCUCCGUGAUGCAUCCACUAGCGAGACCGGUACUGGCUGGAUACAGCGCGUCGUUGAUAUCGUCAAUCGACAGCUCAAGGAGGGGGAGUCGUGGGGUCGUGGUCUACUGUCGCCUAACACGGUAGAGCAACUCUGCAUCCAGAUCGCCCCGGCCUUGGAGAGUCGCCGCUCGGCCUCUGGGUCUUUGGCCGCCAUACUGCAGUCUUGGGCUGGACAAAGGUGGGAGGGCUCGCGGAUCGUCAAAUUGAUCGAGCGUGCAAAUCGUUCGAUCACCUGGCAGUGGUACCAGGACCGCUAUAUCUACGGCAAAGAAUACCCGCUAACCAAAUAUCAACGGCCGCAACUCCCACCGGGGCUCGCAGCGCCCAAUGCGCCAACGGUUCUUCCCUUUCACACAUUCACCUGUCCGCUUUCUGCGAAGCAAAUCCGUCAGAUUUCUCAAAGGAAUGGACUUCGAAUCUCGUGCUCGACCCUACGUUCUCCGUGGCUACCAGUUACAGUUUAUCCACCACCGCCGCCUCCAAAUCCCUAUCUGAAGGUUGGGUAUGUGUCGUCGGACUUCAAUAAUCACCCCCUAGCGCAUUUGAUGCAGUCUGUCUUUGGGUUGCACAACCCGUCCAGAGUUAAGGCAUACUGCUACGCAACCACUGCAAGCGACAAAUCCGUGCAUCGUCAGCAGAUCGAGAAGGAAGCACCCGUGUUCCACGACGCCAGCUGUUGGCCCGUCGAGAGACUUGUGAAGCAGAUUGUUGACGACGGGAUUCACAUCCUUAUCAAUCUCAACGGCUACACACGGGGAGCACGCAACGAGGUGUUUGCUGCACGACCUGCCCCAAUUCAUAUGUCUUUCAUGGGUUUUGCAGGGACACUGGGCGCCGAGUGGUGUGAUUAUAUUCUUGCAGAUGAGAUCUCCAUUCCUGUCGAUACGCUUGGCCCAGGAAGGCGUAACGCUCGCAUUGAGGAUCGACUCUUGGAGCAGGAUUACGGCGAGGAGCUCGAGGACUGGGUGUAUGGCGAGAAGAUUGUCUAUACUCGCGAUACAUUCUUCUGCUGCGAUCAUCGGCAAAGCGCUCCCGACGCGAAAGAUGCGCUCAUCACCUGGGAACAGGAGCAGGAGCGGCGAUGGCGAAUGCGGAAGGAACUGUUCCCAAAUCUCAGCGAUGACACGAUCAUCCUCGGCAAUUUCAACCAACUGUACAAGAUUGAGCCAACAACGUUCCGUACAUGGCUUCGUAUAUUGGGGCGCAUUCCCAACGCCGUUCUGUGGCUGCUUCGCUUCCCGGACCUGGGUGAACAGAACCUCCGGGAGACAGCCAUCGCGUGGGCUGGGCGGGAGACAGCAUCCCGGAUUAUUUUUACGGAUGUUGCUCCGAAGAACGCUCACAUCGCUCGGGCGAAGAUCCUGGACCUGUUCCUAGACACGCCGGAGUGUAAUGCGCACACGACUGCGACGGACGUGUUGUGGAGUGGCACACCACUGCUCACAUAUCCCCGCUACAAGUACAAAAUGUGUUCUCGGAUGGCGAGCAGCAUCCUUAGCAGCGCGCUGCCGGACUCUGACGCUGGCCGCCAGGCCCGUGAUGAGUUGACGGCAGUAUCCGACGAAGACUACGAGGACAAGGCCAUCCGCCUUUGUCUCAGUCUCCAGUACACACCAGGGUGUGGCGGUCGAGCGCGAGGCCGGCUAUUCGACCUCCGCCGGAUGCUGUUUGAGGAGAGAAUGGGGAGCCGUCUUUUUGAUACCAAACGCUGGGUUCGUGAUUUAGAGAAUGCUUAUGAUCAAGUCUGGAAACGAUGGGUAAAUGGCGAAGAAGGUGAUAUCUGGUUAUGA